CUUCUCGGGUGUAAUUUUUUGGUAUUUUUGCGAAGUGGCACCAAUUUUGACCUUGUGUUUUUCAAUUGCUGAAGAAUCAAUAUAUGUAGAAGAAAAAGAACAAGCCGAACAUCCUUGAUUCCGUCUACAACUUUACAUCUGACUUUCGAGUCAGGGUUAUGUGUUUUGACAUGCUUUGAUGUUAUCCAGAAGCUAGAAGCACAUUGUAAUAUUCAAUAUUUCACGCAGGAUGAUGUCAGAGAGGGAUUACGCACCCCUGAGCGCAGCAUGCGUGCGCUCUCUCAAUGACAAGUUAUACGAGAAACGGAAGCCAGCUGCUGUGGAGAUAGAGAAGAUGGUGAAAGAAUUUGCUGCUCAUAACAACACUGUGCAGAUCAAGAGGCUGCUGAAAGUUCUUGGGCAGGACUUUGCUACCUCGCAGAAUCCACAUACACGCAAGGGUGGUUUAAUAGGUCUUGCAGCGAUUGCAGUCGGUCUCGGAAAGGAUACUGGUCAAUAUAUAGAAGACCUGAUCCAUCCAAUUCUAGCAUGUUUCAAUGAUUAUGAUUUGAGAGUUAGAUAUUAUGCUUGCGAGAGUCUAUAUAAUGUAGUUAAAGUGGCAAGAGGAGCAGUUCUGCCUCAGUUUACAGACAUUUUUGCUGCUCUUAGCAAACUGGCCUGCGACACAGAGCAAAAUAUAAAAAACGCCACUGAAUUACUCGACAGAUUGAUGAAGGAUAUUGUAACGGAAAGUGGCCUCUUUGGUUUAGUCGAAUUUAUACCUCUGUUGCGUGAGCGUAUUUAUACAAAGAACCCAUUUGGCAGAUUGUUUGUAAUAUCAUGGAUAUCCGUGCUGGACGCGGUGCCCAACAUGGACUUAAUAAUAUUUCUACCAGAAAUACUUGAUGGAUUAUUUAAGAUAUUGGAGGAUCCAACGCUAGAGAUAAAAAAAGUCACGGAUACGGUCCUCGGUGAAUUUUUACGUAGUAUAAAAUCCAAUCCCGCUAGAGUGGAUUUCCCAGCCAUGAUAAACAUACUGAUAACACAUGCUCAGAGUAGCGACGAUCUGCUCCAGUUGACCGCCAUUACGUGGAUCAAAGAGUUCGUACACUUGUCCGGGCCUCUCAUGCUCCCAUACAUGUCGGGAAUUCUUGUAGCCGUUUUACCAUGCUUGGCGUAUGACGGUGACACGCGUAAAAAUAUUAAAGAAACAGCAACACAAGUAAAUGCGAAUUUAAUGAAAUUAAUCGUCCAAAGUACAGAGGUCACAAAUAAAGAUCAAGAAAAUAAGGUGCAGUCUAUGAGAGAAAAGAAUGAUGUAAUAGAAAAUUAUUCCCUAGAUGAAAACUUGGAUCUUGCCAGUGUAGUGGAAGUACUUACGAAACACUUGCUGUGUCUAUCGGUCCAAACUAAAGUUGCAGUUUUAAAAUGGAUACACCAUUUAUUCAUAAAUAUUCCGCAAAAAAUGUUUAAUCAUAUUGAGGAUUUGUUUCCAAUAUUAAUGAAAUCCUUAAGUGACAGUUCUGAUGAGGUGGUGCAACAGACUUUAGUGGUAAUGGCUGAGAUCAUCAGCUCGAAAUCUCCGGAGGCGAUAGUAACCAGUCCUGAUGAGAAGAUACAGAACAAGUAUUUUACAAAGUUUAUAGUCAAUUUAUUAAGGAUCUUCUCGACUGAUAGACAUUUGUUAGAAGAACGGUGCGCUUUUAUUAUAAGAGAACUGUGCGUGCUUCUGAGUGCAGAAGAUAUAUACAAGACACUGGCAAAGAUACUGCUGGAAGAGCAAAAUUUAAGUUUUGCCUGUACUAUGAUACAAACUCUGAAUGUUAUCUUAUUAACCAGUUCAGAGUUAUUUGAUUUGCGCAACAAACUUAGGCAUUUGGAUUCUCCAGACAGUUGCGCGUUAUUUGAGUGCCUGUAUGUGUCCUGGUGUCAUAAUCCGGUUGCAACUGUGGCCUUAUGUCUUCUAUCUCAACAUUACCGACAUGCAUGCAACAUAAUUCGAUCUUUCGAAAACAUAGAGGUCACAGUAGAGUUUCUAACGGAAAUAGAUAAAUUGGUACAAUUAAUAGAAUCACCGAUAUUUACUUAUCUAAGGCUGCAGCUGUUGGAAUGGGAGAAGAAUGAUGCUUUGAUAUACGCGUUAUAUGGCUUGCUUAUGAUCUUGCCACAGAGUGAUGCCUAUGCUACUUUACAACGUCGUUUAGCAGCGAUACCUCCAGCUACGAAGCCGAUACCUAAAAGCGAACAGGAGGAAAUAAAUGUUGAUUGCCCGUUCGAUUUCAACAAGCUGUUGAAACAUUUCCAUACAGUACAAGAGCAUCACAAGGAACAGAAGCGCAAGCAAAGACUGAAUUCCUUAGUUGAAAGAAAUACUAGUCAUGUAGAUGUAUGAAUUACGCGUUUGUUUUUAUGCGCGAAAAUUCGUAAGCACCGAUUUUUAUAAUAUAAUACAUA
Messenger RNA from Cyphomyrmex costatus, 2433 nucleotides. Its product is annotated as protein VAC14 homolog. The coding region runs from base 230 to 2371 and encodes 713 amino acids. Gene Ontology annotation, cellular component: endosome membrane; PAS complex. Gene Ontology annotation, biological process: phosphatidylinositol biosynthetic process. The record is from RefSeq and is a predicted model, not a curated record. The transcript has 7 exons. NCBI's taxonomy places the organism in Eukaryota, Metazoa, Arthropoda, Insecta, Hymenoptera, Formicidae.